AUGGCAUUAACCUCUACUUCUGCAACGAUCGACGCCGUGGAACUCAACAAUGUGCUCCACAAGGACCCAUCUUUAUCGCCGUCCUUUCGAUUCAAAGGCAGUCCCGAGCCGUUACUGUUGUAUAUCGUGAGCAAUGUCGAUUCCAUGAUUGAAUGCUCCAGCAUAAGACAAUAUUACCAACAUCACUUGCUACCACCGCUCCCUGUUUUCAUCCAUCAUCUAUACCGAUACUGUCACCUGACACCUAGUGUUUUGGUCGUGGCCCUGAUUUACCUCAAACGCCUAAAGACAAAGUUGCCCUGCCAAAGCCAAGGAGAGUAUGACACGCCAUACAAGCUUUUUCUCGCGGCCGUCUUACUUGCGCUCAAAUAUAUCGAAGAUUCGAAGAAACAUAUUUCAUUACUGUAUCAUGUCGUGUCACCGCUCUAUACCAGAAAUGAUCUAAAUGAGAUGGAGCGCAGUUUCCUCGGUAAGUCGCAUUAG
Radiomyces spectabilis is the source of this 483-nucleotide messenger RNA. Its product is annotated as cyclin domain-containing protein. The record is from RefSeq and is a predicted model, not a curated record. Gene Ontology annotation, biological process: regulation of cyclin-dependent protein serine/threonine kinase activity. The transcript has 2 exons. Gene Ontology annotation, cellular component: nucleus; cyclin-dependent protein kinase holoenzyme complex. NCBI's taxonomy places the organism in Eukaryota, Fungi, Mucoromycota, Mucoromycetes, Mucorales, Radiomycetaceae. Gene Ontology annotation, molecular function: cyclin-dependent protein serine/threonine kinase regulator activity; protein kinase binding. Bases 1 to 483 code for a protein of 160 amino acids.